Laetiporus sulphureus 93-53 is the source of this 465-nucleotide messenger RNA. RefSeq lists its product as uncharacterized. The coding region runs from base 1 to 465 and encodes 154 amino acids. Lineage: Eukaryota; Fungi; Basidiomycota; Agaricomycetes; Polyporales; Laetiporaceae. The record is from RefSeq and is a predicted model, not a curated record. The transcript has a single exon.
AUGGCAACUGGUACGAAGGGACUGCACCGCAAAGAGCGAGGAGGAGGAGGAGGAGGAGGAGGAGGAGGGGACUUUAAGUGCUGCGUGGAUGACGGCUGCGGCUCAAGGUCGUGGGUGAACGCUGUCGGCGGGAGGAGGAACGAACGCGCACAGCUCUCGCUUGGGGAACAUGCAAUCCAAACAACGCAUCAACAAUCCACGCCUAAUUCACGUGGCUCAUCAAUUUCCCUCAUAGCCUGCGGCGCCAACUUGGAAGCGACAACUGCAUUCGAGCUUCCUGUCAUGAAAACUGGUUCAGGAAUGUACCUAGCAUUUAUACGAACAGUACAGGACUAUCAGCCUCAUUCUUGUGGCUUAUCGGCUAUUCGUAUCGAGACUCGCAGCUUCCUGCUCGCUGUUGCGAAGAUGAGUCCUGAAGUACUCGCAGCGUUCUCUGCCCGGAUCCCACCGAAAGUGGUCCAAUGA